AUGUAUGGUAGUAUGUAUAUGUAUACAUACCAAUUGCCUCCCACGCUUCCUUCCCCCGGCCCCCCUCCCCCUUUUCUCCCUCCUCACUCCUUUACCCAGCAGCCCAACCCCACCCUCCCUGCUCCCUCCCACUCCCCUCUCUCCUCUUCCUCCCCUCUAUCCCCUUCCUCCCCUCACUCCCCCAUCUCCCCUCCGCUCUCCCCUCCCCUCCCAUACCAAACGGAGGUGCUGAUGCUGGAGCGCCUUUCCCACCCCAACCUCGUCAACGGAGGUGCUGAUGCUGGAGCGACUCUCCCACCCCAACUUGACGGAGGUGCUGAUGCUGGAGCACCUCUCCCACCCCAACCUCGUCAUUCUGCCUUCCAGCCCCCCAUCAACCCCCUCGGCUCCCAUUCUUCUUCUUCCCCUGUCUCUCCCCUCCCCACCUCUUUCCUGUCUCAGACGGAGGUGCUGAUGCUGGAGCGCCUUUCCCAUCCCAACUUGACGGAGGUGCUGAUGCUGGAGCGCCUCUCCCACCCCAACCUCGUCAGCCAGCGCGGCUACUGCGGUCACGGCGAGAUGGCCUUCCCCUCUCACCACACCACUUCCCCCGCUUCCAUACCCCCUUACUCCUCCCUUCUUCCCUUAUCACAGACGGAGGUGCUGAUGCUGGAGCGUCUCUCUCACCCCAACCUGACGGAGGUGCUGAUGUUGGAGCGCCUCUCCCACCCCAACCGGUCGGUCUGCGUGGCUACUGCACUGCGCUCACAACGAGAUGGGCUUGUCCCUUCCCUGUACCCUGAACUCCUGAAACCCCCUCCCACUGCUCCCUUUCCUGUCUCAGACGGAGGUGCUGAUGCUGGAGCGCCUCUCCCACCCCAACCUCACGGAGGUGCUGAUGCUGGAGCGUCUGUCCCACCCCAACCUGGUCAGCCUGCGUGGCUACUGUGCUCAUGGCGAGAUGGCAUUCCUCAUCUAUUAAUACGUCUCCAAUCGCGCCCUCAACUACCACCUCUUCUCCACCGCCGACAAUGUGAUUCCGUUGUCGUGGCAGCAGCGGGUGCAGAUAGCCGUGGGGGCGGCAACGGGCAACUGGCCUCCAGAGGGAUUCGCUUUGGUCUGGCUGGCCAAGGUGGGCCAAUGAACUUGGUUGCAAAAGUGAGCGACUUUGGGCUGGCCAAGGUGGGCCCGGUGGGGGAUCAGAGCUACGUGGAGACCAAAGUGAAGGGCACACCGGGGUACAUCGACCCUGCCUACAUGGAGAGAGGCCAGCUUACGGUGAAAUCGGACGUGUAUGCGUUUGGAGUGGUGUUGCUAGAACUGCUGCUGACCAUGACAGCAGAACCAACCUCCCUCCCGCCCGCCCCCCACUCUUCCCCUCAGGUCGUCUGGCGGUGA
Closterium sp. Naga37s-1 is the source of this 1377-nucleotide messenger RNA. Lineage: Eukaryota; Viridiplantae; Streptophyta; Zygnematophyceae; Desmidiales; Closteriaceae. The record is from the annotation of a GenBank genome assembly.